Messenger RNA from Amorphotheca resinae ATCC 22711, 942 nucleotides. RefSeq lists its product as hypothetical. Bases 87 to 926 code for a protein of 279 amino acids. Lineage: Eukaryota; Fungi; Ascomycota; Leotiomycetes; Helotiales; Amorphothecaceae. The transcript has a single exon. The record is from RefSeq and is a predicted model, not a curated record.
CAAUCUACAUUUCAACAUCUCUUGCAUUCGUCCCAUACAGAAUUGAACGCAAAAGUAUCAAACCAAUUACCCAGCCUCCUCCAAAUAUGUCUACCUUCCGCGGAGACAACUCCGAUACAAUGGGUGGCUCUGCUCAAUAUCCCCCGGUGCGACAGCGCAGUCCUUUUAAUAGGGCAAAUACCAACCCAUAUCAGUCUUCCUCCCAGGCGGAGGGAAGCCGAGCGAAUGAGAUACCACCACCCAGCUACAGCCUUUGGGUUGACCCUGAAUUGGCAGACGCAUUCCAAUUAGAAGAUAUGAGUCCGGCUGUGAGCCCGAGAAUUCCACCACCUAUCUUCACUGGCGCGUGGCCACUGUAUGAAGUGCCCCUUUCUCCAAUAAGAGAUCGUCCAAUGCAACCUCAGCCGACCGGGAACAACCCAAGCUCUGAUGAAGCUUUUAACUUCAACUUCUUUAAGCCCCGGGCGCAGUCUCGGUGGAAGUAUCUGUUUCUUAUCCUUCUAUUCAUCACGAUAUGCGCUGCUGCGAUAGCCUUCCCGGUGACAGUUUUCAAGUAUCAACACAGUGCACUGCAGAAUACCACGUCAUCGUGCACGACUAUGCAGACAACAAAAUCAUUCGCCACGACGCACACACACAUCUCGACCAAAGCUACGACGGUACACAAGACUUCAACCAUUACCCAUACCACAAGUGUAUCAUCCAGCCCGUCCAGCGAUGCAGUAGCCUGUUCCGACCUUUUGCAAGCGGUCUGCUCGCAUAAAAACCCCUCACCGCUCCCUGAUCUCAGCCGUGGGAAAUAUCAGGGUUGCAGACCCAUCUUCAAACUCUUCUACUGCAAGUUCAUGGACGACGUUGCGGCGCUCGGCAUCAGCCCGCUUGAAGACGCCCUGUCUUGUGCUGGUAUGCGAGAUUUCUGCAACUAGGGUUGAUAUCGAUGAG